AUGAGUUCACCACUCCGCCCCAGCAAUUCGGCUGCAAACCGCGGCCUAGGGAACUUGGGUCGCCGCAAGAGAGACAGAGAGCCCGAUGAUGAAACCUCAUCGGUUGCCCCCCCGUCGAGUCCACCCCCUUCCUCCCCUCCUAUGCUUCCCUUCGACGACGAUGACAACGAGCGGGAUGAGGAAGCAGAGCUUCUCGGUGACAUCGACGACAUCGAUGAGAUGGCUGAAGACGAGGACGGAAUCGACCUGUUUGGUGAUACUUUCGAGAAGGAUUACCGGAGCACAGCAGACGAACAGUACAGAGGAGAAUACAUCGACGACGAUGAGGACCAUGAAGAGCUUGAUGUGGCCACUAGACGUCAGCUGGAAGCCCGCAUGAACAAGAGAGAUCGAGAACUCGAACGUCGUCGUCGCAUGCCUGCGGCUUUCUUGCAAGAUGAUGAGGACGGUGACAUAGAUCUUACCCGUCAGCCUCGUCGACGGAGACACGCCUACGACGAAGACCGGGAGGAUGUUGAGAUGGGUGACGAUGCCUUGGAAGAGCUCUCCCUGGAGGAGUUGACCGAUGUCAAGGCAUCCAACCUUACCGACUGGGUUCUGCAGCCCCAGGUUCUUCGUUCCAUCUACCGAGAAUUCAAGUCCUUCCUGACAGAGUACACCGACCCCGCCGGUGCUUCGGUUUACGGAAACAAGAUCAAGACCCUUGGUGAGGUCAACUCGGCAUCCCUCGAAGUGUCGUAUGCCCAUUUGCUCGAAACUAAGGCGGCUCUCGCGUACUUCCUGGCGAACGAGCCUACUGAAGUCCUGAAGGUCUUCGACCAGGUCGCCCUUGAUGUCACCCUUUUCCACUACCCUCAAUACCACGACAUCCACAACGAGAUCCACGUCCGCAUUACCGAUCUCCCCGUCUCCUACACUCUCCGUCAAUUGCGCCAGUCUCAUCUCAACUGUCUCAUUCGUGUCAGUGGUGUCGUUACUCGCAGAACCGGUGUCUUCCCCCAGCUCAAAUAUGUCAUGUUCGUUUGCGGGAAGUGUAACAUGCAUCUUGGCCCCUUCCAGCAGGAAGCCAGUGCGGAAGUGAAAAUCUCUUUCUGCCAGAACUGCCAGUCUAAGGGACCGUUCACUGUGCACGGCGAGAAGACCGUUUACCGGAACUACCAGAAACUGACCCUGCAAGAGUCUCCCGGCUCUGUUCCUGCUGGUCGACUACCCCGCCAGCGAGAGGUGGUUCUUCUUGCUGAUCUCAUUGACUCUGCCAAGCCAGGUGACGAGGUGGAAGUCACAGGCAUCUACCGCAACAGCUACGACGCCCAGCUCAACAACAAGAACGGCUUCCCCGUCUUCGCCACGAUCAUCGAGGCCAACCACGUUGUCAAGUCUCACGACCAGCUGGCUGGUUUCCACUUGACCGAAGAAGAUGAGCGCGAGAUCCGGGCUCUGUCCAGAGACCCCGAGAUUGUUGACAAGAUCGUUCGCUCCAUCGCCCCCAGUAUCUAUGGCCACCUGGACGUCAAGACCGCCGUUGCCCUCUCCCUCUUCGGUGGUGUCAGCAAGGAAGCCCAAGGCAAGAUGUCCAUCCGUGGAGACAUCAACGUUCUUCUGCUGGGUGACCCCGGUACUGCCAAGUCCCAGUUCCUCAAGUACACCGAAAAGACUGCCCACAGAGCUGUCUUCGCGACCGGUCAGGGUGCCAGUGCUGUCGGUUUGACCGCCAGUGUCCGUCGCGAUCCCCUCACCAGCGAAUGGACCCUGGAGGGAGGAGCUCUUGUGCUCGCAGACCGCGGAACCUGUCUCAUCGAUGAGUUCGACAAGAUGAACGACCAAGAUCGUACCUCCAUCCACGAAGCCAUGGAACAACAAACCAUUUCCAUCUCCAAGGCCGGUAUUGUCACCACUCUGCAAGCCCGCUGCGCCGUCGUCGCCGCCGCCAACCCCAUCGGUGGCCGGUACAACAGCACCGCCCCCUUCUCCCAGAACGUCCAACUCACCGAACCCAUUCUCUCCCGUUUCGAUAUCCUCUGCGUUGUCCGCGAUCUGGUUGACCCCAGCGAAGACGAGCGUCUCGCCAACUUCGUCGUGGAAUCCCACCACCGCGCUAACCCGGCCCGUCCCCUGCGCGACCAAGACGGCAGCCUCAUCAACGCCGACGGCCAACUCAUCGACGAAGAAGGCUACCGCAUCGACAAGACGAAGCAACGCCUCCCCCUCACCGACGAGGAAUUCGCCGCCCGCGAGGCCGAGAAGCAGAAGCGCGAAGAAGAAAAAGAAGGCGAAAUCCCCCAGGAGCUCCUCCGCAAAUACAUCCUCUACGCCCGUGAACGCUGCCACCCGAAACUCUACCAGAUCGACCAGGACAAGAUCGCCCGGCUGUUCGCGGACAUGAGACGCGAGUCUCUCGCCACAGGCGCUUAUCCCAUCACCGUCCGUCACCUCGAAGCCAUCAUGCGUAUCGCCGAAUCCUUCUGCAAGAUGCGUCUAUCAGAGUACUGCUCGUCGCAGGACAUCGACCGUGCCAUCGCCGUCACCGUCGACUCCUUCAUCGGUAGCCAGAAAGUCAGCUGUAAGAAGGCUUUGUCUCGGGCGUUUGCCAAAUACACCCUCUCCCGCCCCAAACCCCAAUCCAACCGGAGAGCAGGCAUCCCCGCCCCGGACCCGUACAGAUCGCGCGCACAGCAGUCUACUCGGGCGCGGUAGACGACUACUUACCUACUACCUCCUCCCCUAUCUAUCUAUCUAUCUACCCACCCACCCACUCACCAACCCACUGUCUAAGAUUCCUACUGUGCAGAAUUUCCAUAGCGGUUCCUUUUCUUUUCUUUUCUUUUUCUUUUUUUUUCAAUCUCAUGGGAUAAUAACAAUAACUUGAUGUGAUGUGUUCAUGUGGUGCGUGCAGGUUUCAAUUCAUCUCAUGUAUGGGAGGGAGUUAGGCGGUGUUUUCUUCUGUCAUCCUUUUCUUUUCCUUAUUUAACGUCUGCCCUGAUAUCUGUCCAUGUAUGCAUGCAUGCAUGCAUGGUCAGCUGGGAAUGAAUGAUUUGAUUUUAUUUGAUUCUCCUUUUUUUUUUUUCUUUCGGGGUUUGGAAAUGGAUAGGAAAUGGAAAUGGAAUAAACACAUGGAACGUGAACGUGAAUGUGAAUGUGAAUCUGUCCGUCCUAUCAUGUC
Messenger RNA from Aspergillus heteromorphus CBS 117.55, 3160 nucleotides. RefSeq names its product MCM DNA helicase complex subunit MCM2. Gene Ontology annotation, biological process: DNA replication; mitotic DNA replication initiation; double-strand break repair via break-induced replication. The transcript is spliced from 5 exons. Gene Ontology annotation, cellular component: MCM complex; nucleus. NCBI's taxonomy places the organism in Eukaryota, Fungi, Ascomycota, Eurotiomycetes, Eurotiales, Aspergillaceae. The coding region runs from base 1 to 2694 and encodes 897 amino acids. Gene Ontology annotation, molecular function: single-stranded DNA binding; ATP binding; 3'-5' DNA helicase activity. The record is from RefSeq and is a predicted model, not a curated record.